AAAAAAAAAAAAAAAAAUCACGAAGUGUUUGGGUGGCCAAGGGGCUUGGUGGGUAUCUAGCUAAAGCUUUUUGCCUCUCCAGGUCUGAUUCCCUGGCCUUUGUGUCCCUGGGAGCUUAAUCUCUGCCAGAGGAAAGCAGGUGUGCUCCAUCCACUCCUCCCGAGAACAUGAAGAUGAGUUGUCCCAGACCCUUCCCCGUGAUUGGAAACUUAGGUGGUUUCUUGUUUCGAGACUUCCACAGACGACUCUCGUGUUGGGAUCCAUCCAUGGUUUAGCGACAUUAGUGGAAAAGUUUUCUUCAACUGUUUAAUACUGACUUAAAUGUAGUUGUUAUAAAACUUUCAUAUUAGAUUUCAAAUUUUAUGUGAUUAAACUCAACGAGGGGAUACCCACGGCUUGUGGCCCUGAAAUGAUGAUGGUCCUGUUCUGUGCACAAGUUAAUUUCCACAGAAGUACCCCAAACACUAUCAUCUGUUGGGGCCAGCCCCAACUGAUGCCAAGUUUACUGCAUCUGGGACAUGUGCUUGGAUUUGCCUUAAUUGUGUUGUAGUUUAGUUAAUUUUGGCCCCACGAAGGAAAGUAUUUCAGAACUCAAGCAACUAUAAAGUUACCCAGAUCGAGAAAACGUGCUUCAGGGCCAUGUACUAAAUGUGUUAAAUGACCUUGCCAACAAUAUGGAUGAUUUGAAGAUAAACACUGAGGUUACUGGUGCUAAAGGAGAGCUCCAAGAUGACAAUUUCAUCUCAGAGAAAGACAGUGGUGUUCAUAAACCAAAAGAUUGCCAGACAUUUCAGAAGAACAGUGCAUUGACUCUGUCUGAAGAAUUGUCAGAGGCUCAAUCAGAACAAGCCUUAAGUGGAGUCCAGUCUGCUCUGUUUAUCCCUGCCGGCACUGCUGCUGUUCCUAGUGAAAACUUUACCGUGCCCACAGGGGCUGUUGCUAAUGGACCAGUUUCUCGCUCCUCCUCAACAAAGACUUGCAGUGUGAGUGAGGGCAGUGCUUCCCUAACCUCUGAACAGCCCACGGAGCAGCUAGCAGCAGACUCUUGCUCAACACUGAAGUCAGUCGCUGACCGUCAGCUGUCGACACCAUCAAAAGCCAGCCAGCACCCAGUUCUCUUUCUGUUAUCAGAUGCAGCGCAUACGAAGAGUCCAGCCCAUUCCAUUACGAAACUACCUACCUCUGCUCUAGUCGGUCGUGACGGUCAGAACCCAGUAGGGAAUAGCGUGAAGUCAGAGAGCACUUUACUAAGUCAAGCAGAGGUGGGUGGGGGUGACGCCACCGCCGCGGUGGUCAGAGAUGACCGCGUCAACGCGUUAGCAGCGAUUUCCUCAGGGACAGACGAAUUUAGGUCAGAAAAUGAUACAAACUGGGACCCCCAAAAAGAGUUCAUUCAGUUUCUUAUGACGAGCGAAGAGGCCGUGGACAAGUCCCCAGCUCAUUCUAAAGUCGUGGGUCUAGAAAAGAAGAGGAAGAGAAAGAUGGACGUGAGCAAAAUCACUCGCUACACCGAGGACUGCAGCGGUGACUCGGGCCGCGCACCCGGGAAGUCAAAAGUGCUGCAGGCUGACUUUCUAGGGCAAAGCGAGGAGACACAGGCCAUAGACUCACAGAGCUACACAUUGCCAAACGUGAAACCCGAGUCAGCUGACGGGGACCUGGAGGCCGUGGAUCCUUUUCAGCAUCUAGUUUAUAGCUCAGAUAAAUGUGGGGAGGGUAAUUCUCCUGUUCACACUCGCACUUUAGUUUCAAAUAGCGUAAAGAAGAAAUGUGAAGAGAGUGAUUCGGAGUCACCCGUCACUUUCAGUACUGAAGAGCCAUCCUUCUACCCCUGUACAAAGUGCAAUGUGAACUUUAGGGAGAAAAAGCAUCUCCACAGGCAUAUGAUGUAUCAUUUGGAUGGGAAUAGCCACUUUCGCCACCUUAACGUCCCCAGGCCAUAUGCCUGUAGAGAAUGUGGACGGACCUUUCGAGAUCGUAAUUCACUGCUAAAACAUAUGAUCAUUCACCAAGAAAGACGGCAGAAGCUGAUGGAGGAGAUCCGUGAGUUGAAAGAGCUCCAAGAUGAAGGCAGAAGUGCCCGUCUGCAGUGCCCUCAGUGUGUGUUUGGUACCAAUUGUCCUAAGACGUUUGUGCAGCACGCUAAAACCCACGAGAAAGACAAACGGUACUACUGCUGUGAGGAGUGCAACUUCAUGGCCGUGACAGAGAGUGAGCUGGAAUGUCAUCGCGGCACUGCCCAUGGGGCGGCCGUCAAGUGCCCUGUCGUCAGUUCAGAAGUAAGCCAGAGAAAAACACAAAAAAAGACAGUGAAAGACUCUGUUACAGGGUCCAGAAAGCCAGCUCCAUACCUGUGUAAGAUGUGCCCCUUCACGACUUCAGCCAGAAGCAUUCUGAAGAAGCACAUGGAGUAUUUGCAUUCCUCGCCGUGCAUGGAUUCCUUUGGUAAUCCUCUUGGACUUGACAAAAGAAAAAGUGACAGCCUUGAGGAGUCGGUGGAUGUCGACAGCACCAAGUCAUUAGCUAAACAGCAGUCCAGUACGUUUCCAAAGAACUCUGCUUUAAAACAGGAUGCUAGGCGCACAUUCGGAUCCAGCCCACAGUCAAGUACUUUUUCAAAAUUUCAUAAGCGGCCACAUCGAGUCCAGAAGGCCCGGAAAAGCGUUGCCCAGUCUGGUGUAAGUGCAUGCAGUCAGAGCAAGUCUCCUCAGAAGAACGCUGUGGCUAGAAACAGCACUGACCAAAACCCAAAGUAUUUCCAUCAGGCCCCAAGAGAAGAACCCAACGCCAAGGCAGACGGCGGUUGUUUAUAUAGAUACAAGUGUGACGACUACCAGACGGUCAGAAAGUCAGGUGAUUCAUACCCACUUCCUCUCAAAAAAGAGGUUAGCACAUUAAACUCUUUACAUCUGUUUUCAUCAAGUAAUUCUCAUAAUAAUUUUAUUUCAGACCCUCAUAACCCAGAAGCCAAAAGGCCAGAAAACGAGAAAGGCCACAAGCGUGUGGCUGUGAAAAGAGUGCUUAAGGCCUCAAAGGAAAGCUCUGGUGGAGAGGACUUGGAUAGCUACCCCGACUUUCUGCAUAAAAUGACUGUUGUUGUUUUGCAGAAGCUUCAUUCUGAUAAGAACGAUAGCUAUGAGACAGAAGAUGACAGUCCCUGGGAUAACGUGGAGCUAGGUGACUACACAGCACAGGCCAUGGAAGAAGAUGCCUACGGUGACCUUACUGAAGAGCACGUAAACUUACUGCCCCUAUUGAAAAGCAAGAUGGAAGGCCAGGGCCCUGGAGACAGUGCUGCCCUGAGUUACGAUCAGAAUGACGGCUUCUACUUUGAGUAUUACGAAGACGGUGGCACUAACAACUUCUUACAGGAUCUACAUGAUCCUCCGCAUUUGGAAAGCUCAGACACGCCUUUGUCCAAGCAUAGUUCUGUUUUUCAUUGGACUGAUUUGUCUCUGGAGAAGAAGUCCUGUCCUUACUGCCCAGCAACAUUUGAAACCGGUGUUGGGCUGUCAAAUCACGUCCGCGGACAUCUUCACAGAGCAGGUUUAAGCUACGAAGCCCGUCAUGUUGUGUCACCAGAACAAAUAGCCACAAGUGACAAGAUGCAGCAUUUCAAAAGAACUGGCACAGGGACGCCCGUGAAACGAGUUAGAAAAGCUAUAGAGAAGUCUGAGACUACUUCCGAACAUACUUGUCAGCUCUGUGGUGGUUGGUUUGACACAAAGAUUGGGUUAUCAAAUCAUGUCAGAGGCCAUCUGAAAAGACUUGGGAAAACUAAGUGGGAUGCUCACAAGUCCCCCAUCUGUGUUCUGAAUGAGAUGAUGCAGAACGAAGAGAAGUAUGAAAAGAUCCUGAAGGCGCUCAGCAGCCGCCGCAUUAUCCCCAGACCAUUCGUAGCUCAGAAACUCUCCUCAGAUGAUGACUUCCUUUCUCACAGUGUCUUACCUCUUGAUGAAUACCACAAUGGCCUAAAGACAGAGGCUCUCUCAGUGUCUGCAUCAGAGGAAGAAGGGCUGAAUUUCUUAAGUGAGUGUGAUGAAGCAAAGCCUGACCUGCCCAGUGGGAAAAAGAACCAGUCUCUCACACUGAUAGAGCUCCUUAAAAGCAGGAGGAUAGGAGAAGAAAGGAACUCGGCUCUGUCUCCUCACAAGAUCCAUAACCAGACAGCAAGGAAGAGAUUUGUUCAGAAAUGUGUUCUUCCAUUAAACGAAGACAGUCCGUUGAUCUAUCAGCCACACAAAAUGGACUUGACUGUGCACUCAGCCAUAGAUUGUAAGCAGAAGAAAUCAAGGUCAAGAUCUGGAAGCAAGAAGAAAAUGCUAGCGUUACCUCAUGGUGCUGACGAGGUUUACAUUCUCCGAUGCAGGUUUUGUGGCCUAGUCUUUCGGGGACCAUUGUCUGUUCAGGAGGACUGGAUUAAGCACUUACAGCGGCACAUUGUAAACGCUAACCUUCCACGGACUGGAGCUGGCAUGGUGGAAGUCACAUCACUACUUAAAAAGCCUGCCUCUAUCACAGAAACGUCGUUUUCCUUACUGAUGGCAGAAGCAGCAUCAUAGAACCAGGAAUCCUUUUCAGUAGCAUAUUUCAUUGGAUGUAAAUUUAAAAUUUGUCUUUUUUUUUUUUUUUUGGUAAGCCACAUGAAAGUAUCCAUUUAUAAAUACUAAAGUAGGAAAAAUGGGGAACCCUAAAUUAGAGUGAUAUCAGAGCAAACAAUACUUAAGACAGACAGUAAGUAGUCUGUAUAUUUUAUAUAGGGUGGGAAUGUGUUUAAGGUUUACUAGGUUUUGUUGGCUGAGUUUACUCAGCCGAAGGUCCUACAUCUGAGAGCCAUCUGUAAAGUAUUGCACAUGAAUCCUUACAGACAGACAGACUUACUGAAAGAUUAUGUUCUCUGCAGUGUUACCAGAAUCAAGGCUCUGGUUUUUCCCCACACUUACAUAGAAAAAUAAGAUAUUAUAUUUUGUUGGUAUGUAUUUAGUGUUUUGUAUAAUACCAGGAACUGCUAACUAAAUUUACUCAACUUAGGGCAUUAAAUAUCAUGUACUUCAUAGUUUGAGACUGUUCCCCCGAAUAGGGCAGAGUAUUCUAUUCUAUCUAGAUGUGUAAGUGUUUUUUUUAAAUCAUAAUGGAACGGUUUUUUUUAAUAUAUAUAUAUACAUAUAUAUAUAUAUACUAAAAAGUCGGAGGGAGAUUUGUUUAAACGAGUAUUUCUAAGAGAAAUAUUGUACAUAGUCCUGGCGAUUACUUGUGGUAAGGAAAUGUCCUUUAAUCCAGUUGCAUUUCUCAGACAAUGAAGUGGUGCGCCCUGCUACCUCCUACUUUGUCAACAAAGAUGCUAUUAUUACCCUCUCCAUUUUGUACCAUAAUAGAUUUUAAAAAUCUAAUGUUCUUUAUUGCAAGACAUGCUUUUGUUAACAGAUUUGUUUCUUUGUAACGUUUUACGUACAGUUUGACAUGCUCACAGGACAGGGUUGUCUCUUUAUUUAACAUUGUAGAUGUGUAAUUAAUAAACAAGGCUCACUACACGAUUUAGAGUAGGCUUCCUCAUUUAUGUUCUCUUCCAAAUUCGAUCAGUUAGCAAAACUAUUAAUACACAAAAUAUUUCUACAUAUGAUGAGAAUGUUUACAAUUUCAGUUUAGAGCUUGUUUUGGAUGUGAUUAUUCUAUGUAUGAAAAUUGUGUAACACUAUGCUCAUGCUAAGACCGACAUAACGGAGUUUACUGAAAUAAAUGUGCUGUGAGGAAUGCACAGUGUGGUGCAGGUGUCUUGGUCAUGGUAACCUGUGACGAUUCCCUUGAUCACUGUCCAAAGCAGCUGAGCUCCUUCCUCUACAACGGGCGCCGCUUACAAACAGCAGUUUGUGUGCAUGCGCCGUCCCACGCCAUUCCACGGAGUUGCUGAUGUGGUUGCACCGAGGCUCUGCAUUCGUACUUUUCACCAUCUGUAAAUACAUCCAGACAGUUACACGGAGGAGUGCUUGGUGUCGAGUAAUACAUACCUCACUGCCAGUGAGACUGCUUUCCUAUGGUAUAUCUCCUUGCCAGAAAUCACUAAAUAAAGACUUCAAGAAUUACAGUGCC
This is a messenger RNA of Rattus rattus (black rat), 6087 nucleotides long. RefSeq names its product zinc finger protein 644 (gene Znf644). Gene Ontology annotation, molecular function: RNA polymerase II cis-regulatory region sequence-specific DNA binding; DNA-binding transcription factor activity, RNA polymerase II-specific. The record is from RefSeq and is a predicted model, not a curated record. Gene Ontology annotation, biological process: regulation of transcription by RNA polymerase II. The transcript has 5 exons. Bases 675 to 4562 code for a protein of 1295 amino acids. Gene Ontology annotation, cellular component: nucleus. NCBI's taxonomy places the organism in Eukaryota, Metazoa, Chordata, Mammalia, Rodentia, Muridae.